Molecule: messenger RNA, 6583 nt
Organism: Ooceraea biroi (clonal raider ant)
Lineage: Eukaryota; Metazoa; Arthropoda; Insecta; Hymenoptera; Formicidae
Gene: scalloped
Product: TEA domain transcription factor 1 homolog scalloped
Biological process (GO): embryonic organ development; regulation of transcription by RNA polymerase II; hippo signaling
Cellular component (GO): transcription regulator complex
Molecular function (GO): DNA-binding transcription factor activity, RNA polymerase II-specific; RNA polymerase II cis-regulatory region sequence-specific DNA binding
Source: RefSeq, a predicted model, not a curated record
UCAUAUUUUAUUUUGCUAUUCAUCUUGUUGCUCGAAAUACAAGUUGCAUUAAUUGGUCCGCCAUUCUUUCCAAGUUGCGAUACGAUAUUGAUUUUCAUUCAUUCCAUAUUUGUACGUUUGUAAAAUCGAAAAUUCACCUUUGAAAUUCAACAAGUGCUCCUCGAGCUUGAAGCGAUAGAGAGAAAGAGAGAGAGAAAGCGCUAACGAGCAAGUGAAACAACCAACAUCCAACCUUCGUUGCGUGCAUGACGCGACUGAUCCGUCAGAUAGCGCGGGGGUACAGGGAUACGUCGGGAGUGGGGAGGGUGAGUCGUAAGGGUUCGCUGUAGAGGCGGUGGGGAACCGUGGAUUGGUGAGUCGUCUCUUCGGGUGAUCCCGGCCGGAGUCGGCUGCGUUCGGCAUUCUGGUUUCUCCCGCGGCCGCCUAAGCGGUGUCGCAGCGUGUGCGCAAAACCGGCUGCGCAGCAGGCGUGUGCGUUGUCCAGAUUCUUUGUGCCAUUCCUGGCAUACCAAAAACAAGAGUGGUGAACGCUUUCGUAUUUACCCGGGUGCAGUCCUGCGCGUUAAUAUAACACCGUGUGACCUAUCGCUCGUGAAAAUAAGGGCCGUCCUCGCGCUUACGCGCGUGCCGCCACGUCACACAGCUCGCCCAGUGGUAAGUACACGAUACAAAAUAGUGCUGAAACGCGGUUCGCGAGAGCGCGUCCACGCCCGUGUGUCCUGACGGUGGCGUCGUCUCGCAGCGGAGCCGCGCAAGGAACGAGCCCGAUCGCAGCGACGACGGCGAUAUUACCCACGGAGAGAAAAGUCACGGACAGACGGACGGACGAAAGAGAGCGAAACAGAGGGAGUGCGAGGUGCGAGACAUGUGUGCGAAAGAGAGAAAGAGAUCGGGACGUAGUGUGUUGUAUUCCGCGUAUUGUACACCGAGUGGCUCGGCAAGCGAGUGAACGAGCGAGCGAGCGAACGCUCGAUGCUGUUAUUAUCCGUCUCGCGACCAAUACUCUCGUACGUUCAGCUCGCUUGUCACACUUGUGCGGUACUUCCGCUGACCGGGCGUCCGUCCGUCGUUGCCGGUACCCGCGUUUAUCAGUUUUACUGCUACGAUAUGAAAUAAAACGAGGGUGAAGAUAGAAAGAGAGAGAGCUAGUUGUAUGAUGGUGAGACAGGAAGGGUGAAAGCUUCCGAGCGCGACUUGCUUUCACGGGACUACAAACCGGAUAUAACGCAACGAGAACAGUGCGAGGGACGGUGCAAGCGAGGUUACGCUGCUGCCGUAUCGCCGACACGAGUCCACCGGGUGUUGAUCAGUGCAUCAUCGUCGUCGUGCGAGCUUUGCGAUAGGACGUGCGAGUACGUUCCUGGUCGUUUCGUUGCACGUGUAGCACGUCGCUAAACGCGCUUCGAUAAUCUCGGAGGAAGCAACCUUCGCCACCUUCGCCAGCGCGGCUUGGAUGGAUACUGUGCAUUAUUUCUGGAGUGCACCCACGUCGCCGUCAUCCUGACCUGCCCGAGAAAUCCUCAUGAAAGACUGGGAACUCAGUACUCAGAAUAGCAUCGGCAGUGCGGUGGCUGCAGCCGACACCAUUUCCACUCCGUGGACCCCCGCGAGUUCCGGGCCGCCGCCCGAUGCCAACGGCUCCGGCUCGGAUACGAAGAACCUCGACGUUGGCGACAUUAGCGAUGACGAGAAGGACCUUUCGGCAGCGGACGCGGAGGGUGUGUGGUCGCCGGAUAUCGAACAGAGCUUUCAAGAAGCUCUUACCAUAUAUCCGCCAUGCGGUCGACGCAAAAUCAUCCUUUCCGACGAAGGGAAGAUGUACGGUCGGAACGAGCUGAUCGCCCGUUAUAUCAAAUUGAGGACCGGUAAGACGAGAACGCGAAAGCAAGUCUCGUCGCAUAUACAAGUUCUCGCGAGAAGAAAACUUCGGGAGAUACAGGCAAAACUCAAAGUGGAUCAUGCCGCCAAGGAGAAGGCGCUCCAGACUAUGUCGAGCAUGUCGAGCGCCCAGAUAGUAUCAGCUGGAAGUGCGAUACACAACAAGAUGCCCCCCGCCCUCGUGGGGCCCCUUGCCCUUCAUGCUUCCCCCCCGGUCUCCUAUCCCGGAGCGCAAUUUUGGCAGCCAGGCCUGCAACCGGGAACGUCCCAAGAUGUGAAACCGUUCCCUCAGCCUGCCUACACUGGGAAACCGGCGACAGCGGUCUCGAGCGGGGACAUAGUCCAGGCGCAGCCUCCGCCACCAUGGGAAGGACGCGCCAUCGCGACCCACAAGCUCAGGCUCGUCGAGUUCUCGGCCUACAUGGAGCAGCAAAGAGAUCAGGACAAUUACCAAAAACACUUGUUCGUCCAUAUAGGAGGUUCCGCAACUUAUGCGGACCCUCUACUGGAAGCGGUCGACGUCAGGCAGAUAUACGACAAAUUCCCGGAAAAGAAGGGCGGUCUCAAAGAAUUGUACGACAAGGGACCGCAAGCAGCUUUCUUCCUUGUUAAGUUCUGGGCUGAUCUCAAUACCAACAUCCAAGAUGAAGCUGGAGCUUUCUACGGCGUCACGAGCCAGUAUGAGAGCAACGAGAACAUGACGAUAACGUGUUCGACGAAAGUGUGCUCCUUCGGAAAGCAAGUGGUGGAGAAGGUGGAGACGGAGUACGCCAGGUUCGAAAAUGGCAGGUUCGUUUACCGCAUCAGCCGUUCGCCCAUGUGCGAGUACAUGAUCAAUUUCAUCCACAAACUGAAGCACCUGCCAGAGAAGUACAUGAUGAACAGCGUUCUCGAGAACUUCACCAUCCUCCAGGUUGUCACGAACAGGGAUACGCAGGAGACAUUAUUGUGCACGGCAUAUGUGUUCGAGGUAUCGACAUCCGAACACGGUGCUCAGCAUCACAUAUACAGAUUGGUCCAAGACUAGCCUGCUUGAACCUGCUCGCCAUGCAACCAUCCACCCCCAUCAGUGCCUACCAUCUCAAAAAUCAUCCGUACACGUAUUACACAUAUACAUGGGAUUACAUUACAAAGCAAACACACACACACACACACACACAGACGCGUCUGUGUGUAACAUGCGUGCGUGAUAAGAUAUAUACAGACACGUGCGUCGCAUAAGAUAUAUACAGAAGAGUAAACAACGCUUACACUUAUACAGAAAUAUUUUCGCGUCCAUAGUUAGGUGAGUUUCGAUGGAAAAUAUUCGAUCGACGAUGUUGAGAUUACGCUAUUAAAGAAUGUAAAUAUCGGGUAAAUAAUGAAUGUUGUAAAUCUUCGAUCCAACGAGACGAGAAAUUCAAAGUAUUGUAUAAUAAAUAUCAUAAAUGCUUCAACAGGUCUGAUUUUUAUUAUCUCGAGCAUAUUUCUGUGACACCGUAAGAUAAAUUUGCGUGAAACGCGAACGUUUUCCGUGAAACUCCUUAAACAGGACUUUACACACAUGCGUACACAUACGAUCAAGUACUGGCCCGCCCGAGCCUGAGUUUGAUUCAAAGUUUAUACUUUUAAUAAUUUAUUUCUGUAACAAGUUUUGACCUACUAUAGAGAAAAUUCUUGCACGUGCGCUGAGCGACGUUCUUAAGAUAUCGCGUGCACGCAAUUGUAAAUUUUAUAGUAAAAUAGAUGUAAUCACAUAUAUAUAUAUAUAUAUUUUAUGAUCGUAAUUAUUAUCCACUUAAUCGGCGAGCUCGUCGAGAUUUUAACAAGGAAGAUACAAUAAAUUAAGUUAAAAUUGACAAUAAAUCUUGGUGUAAAAGUGUGCGCCAAAAAAGAGAAAGGAAAAAAGAGAAAGAAACGAAGAAACAGACUCUGACCUCGGAAAGGCAUGGUACCCCAAAAUACAUGAUUUAGUAUUAUAGUUUUAUUAUUAAACUAGAAGAUAAAAAACCGACGAGAGACAUCCACUCACAGAUAUACAUAUAUAUUACGUAUAAGAGUAUAUAUGUUAAAUAUUAAUGCAAUGAUUACGAUUUACAUUGUUAUGAAUGAACGUGUAUAAAGUUAUCUAAGUGACUUCUAAGUUUUAACGAAAAACGGAAGUUUGAGAGAAAUAUGCCAUUAUGACUUUUUAAGUAUCGUGAAUUACAUUAUUCAUAUUAUAUUUGUUUUUAAUAUUCAGAAUUAAAUCACAAAGAGAGAGAGAGCAUCGCGUAUCAGUAUACGUUUCUUUAAGCUCUACUGUGGAACUGCUUUUCUUACUUGUAUCACGCAAGCGUUUUUACCGCUGUGAGAAUUUUCGCUGCAGCGAUCGCUGAUCUUCGACGCUAGCGGUCGCUAACAAAGAGAAGGAUCACUUUUAUACAUUUUUAAGAUGCGAUCUUUUAAAGCACACUUACCGGAUGUGCAAACCCACCCACUCUUAUUAGGCAGCGACACUUUAGGUUUAGAGGGAUGUGUUUGUAUUCCUUAUAAUCGCCUUACUUUAUAUUCUAAGAUCGUUUUCUAUAGUUCUUACUGAUCAAUAAUUUUUCUUAUUUAGUGUACUUUGUUUGUUUUUAUGUUUCUAUUACACUUAUACAGAGCAAUGUAUCAGAUUAUAUUAAUUAUUGAAUGAUAAAGGAAUAGGUCACCAUCAUGGGAUAUAGCUACGUGAUAGAGUCUUACAUUCUUCUUGAAAUCAAUUGAAUCGACCUCGGGAUUUUUUCAGAACUAUAUCGAGCUUCAUUUUUUAAAAAAUCAAGAAUUUUACGGCGGCUUCCUUCAGUGCAAAACAUUGAUCCGACUUGUGCGUUGUACCAUCGUAUAAUUUUGACGCUGCUUUGCGCAUCUCCGCGAGUUAAAACUAUUUUUCAGAGCGUUAACAAGUGGCCAGCGUCCCACUGCAAAAAACUAAAAAAAAGCGUUUCGUACUUAAUAAUUAUAAUUUACCUGUUUUUUUUGUGACACACAUGGACCAUGAAAAACGUGUAUAGAGAUCAUCCAUAUACUCAAUGACAAUUCUUCUAAACGAGUAGAGGACCGCAAUCAACUUUAUUUAAUCGCAUCUCUCAUAUAGAUUAUUAUGCGUAAAUACAUUAAAAUUUUUUACUUUAGUUAAUAUUAUUAUUAUCGUGUAUUCUUACUUUAAUUAAUUUUUACGGAACAAGUGGCAAUGUAUUUUGAUCUCUCUUUUAGUCAGAAAUGUGUCGCUUUUUAUUUGGGUUGAGAAGUAAAUUUAUUAUGUGAUUAGCUGGAGCAGGAAGAAAUUUAUAUUUAAUCGACAUGCGGAUGUGUUUAUUUUUUUGAAAAAAUGGCAGCUUUUUCGUAUUUUUUACUUAUUGUUACCGUUUUCUUUUUUCUUUUUAAGCUUAGUGCCCAUUUGAGAGGAAACGAGUAAAAUAAGAAAAUAGGAGUAGAUAGGAGAAUGACUAUCUAUACUAUCCGAGCAAUAGCUCUAUUUGUAACAAAAAUUGUGUCGAAAAAUGAUGUCCGACAGUAUUCCUCUCAAAUGAACACUAGCCAAUAUGAUUGUAUCGUUUUUUUUUAUUACUUAUAAUAGUGAUAUCUUCUGUCAAUGUAAAUUGUGAUUUCGUAAAAUCUCGCAUGCAUAUCAAAUUGGAAUGGUAACCACGGUUAUAUAUGUUACAUAUAUUCUCGCGAAUAAUUCUUGCGCUAUUUAUAUACAUUUAAAGGACAAAUUUUCGUUUCUUAUUACUUAUCAUCAUAAUUAUAAUUACAACGCAUAGUUAUAAUUACAAAAUAUGUAAUGAUUCCAGGAUAUUACGUUUCCUAACAAAAAUGUGACGAUAUCUCGUGGUUACAUAUUUUAAUAAUGCGCGCGUUUUCCAUAACUGUAUGCAAUACGUUUCAAAUAUACUCACAGAAAUUUAGUUCACUCAUAUAAAUCUUUCGUACCAGGAUACAGAAGAGAGAUGGAUAGAGAACACAAAAUUGAAAAAAAAGCAGCACCGACACUAAUAUUAUUAACAUUUACGCGUAAUGAUUUAAAAAUAAGCGAAUUACAUUUGUAAGGAAAGAUUAUGAAAAUAUAUAUUUAUCUAUGUCUUCUGUGAAGAUAGAAAAAUAGUACUCUCUCACUCUAUAUUGAUAAUAUUGGAAAACUCGAGGCCCGACAAAAAAAAGAAUACAAAAUACAGAAGUAGAUUAAGAAAAAGAGGAAAAGAGACAACUCGCACUGUACACAAUACAUACGAUAUGAUCGAUCGAUUGACUCAGAUUUGUUAAAUAUCUUUGUACAUAUUUACACAAAGACCAUGAGAAAUCGUUCAAGUUCCAACAGCUACAUUUUGGUAAUAAGUUCUCCUGCGAGAAAUAAAACUGUUUUGCUUGCAGCUCGUUACGAAUACAGUUCCACACAUUUUGAAAUUGAAAUUCAAACGUAAAAACUCUUCAUUGAUAUUUUCAUAGAGAUCAACACCUUGAUCUCUUACAGAUGCAAUACUCGAAUAGGCGUUUAUAUACAAUUUUUGUUAACGCGUUCUAUUUUUGUUUAUUGCGUUUAUUUCGUUUAUUAGUAUCAUGUGGCUAAACAGCAUAUGUGCAUAUAAUAAACUACAUUCAUCGAGCUACAUUCGAACUACAUUCAAAUUUAUUGUGUUCCAGUUUAUUUGUCUACCUUACGUGGUGAUUUGUACUAAACACAAAAUAUAUAAAUGUCUUAUUC